This is a messenger RNA of Syngnathoides biaculeatus (alligator pipefish), 1948 nucleotides long. RefSeq names its product H-2 class I histocompatibility antigen, Q9 alpha chain-like. Gene Ontology annotation, biological process: immune response. The transcript has 8 exons. NCBI's taxonomy places the organism in Eukaryota, Metazoa, Chordata, Actinopteri, Syngnathiformes, Syngnathidae. Gene Ontology annotation, cellular component: external side of plasma membrane. The coding region runs from base 68 to 1156 and encodes 362 amino acids. The record is from RefSeq and is a predicted model, not a curated record.
UCGUCGUCGUCGUCGUCGUCGUCUUAGUCGUCGUCGUUGGCACUUUGUGGGCCAGAAGGAGCAAAACAUGGCGACGCUGAACUUGUUGGUCCUGUUUGCUGCGGCGGUGCAAAUCCGCAGCGUGACGCCCGCGCUUCACUCGCUCAAGUAUUUUCGGACCGCCAGCUCUCAGAUUCCAAACACGCCAGACUUCUUCAUUGUCGGCUUUGUCGACGACGUUCCGAUUUCGCACUACGACAGCAAAAGCAGGAAAGUAAAACCCAAGCAGGACUGGAUGAACAAAAUCACCGCCGAAGAGCCUCGAUACUGGGAGACGGAGACGCAGAUCAGCAUUAAUAAUGAGCAGGUCAACAAAGUCAACAUUGAAAUUGUGAAAGAGCGCUUCAACCAAACUGGAGGUGUUCACAUGGUCCAGACGAUGUACGGCUGCGAGUGGGACGACGAGACUGACGAGGUUGACGGUUUCCGUCACGACAGUUACGACGGAGAAGCCUUCAUCUCGUUGGAUCUGAAGGAAAUGAGAUGGAUCGCAGCUCAUCCACAAGCGUUCGUCACCAAGCUCAAGUGGGACAGCGAUGAACUUUGGAAUCUAAACCAGAAGCACUACUACACCGAGAUUUGUCCUUCUUACUUGAAGAAGCAUGUGACCAAUGGGAGGGACUUCCUGAUGAGAACAGAGCUCCCCACGGUGUCCCUCCUCCAGAAGACGCCGUCCUCUCCGGUCACCUGCCACGCGACGGGUUUCUACCCCAGCGCGGCCGCCAUGUUUUGGACGAAGGACGGGAAUGAGCUUUACGAGGACGCGGAGACGAGCGAGACCCUCCGCAACCACGACGGAACCUUCCAGAUGACGGCCGACCUGAAAGCGGAGGUGGCCGACGGGGACGAGGGCCGCUACGACUGCGUGUUCCAGCUGUCCGGCGUGAAGGACGACAUCGUCACCAAGCUGGAGAGAAAAAACAUCCGCAGCAACAGGCGCAUCCAAGAAGAAGAAGAAAAGAAGUUGAUGCUGACCAUCGCUGGCGCCGUCCUGGCGGUCGUCUUUCUGGCGCUGGUCGCGGUCGGGAUCGCGGUCGGUGUCAAGCGCUACAGAAGCGGGAAAGGAGAAUAUUCCCAAGCUUCCAUUUCCUCCGGUUCCGAUCCCGCCGCCGAGUGAGACGCGGCGGCCGUCCGCGGUGAGUCCGACCAACGUUUUCGGGGAUCGUGGAUUUGGGCCCGAGUUCCCGUCGUCGAUCUGCUCUGCCGUCCUUCCUGCACUUGUGGCCGCUCGAGUGACUCGCCUCCUUCUGAGGACUUCCUCCUCCUCGCCGGCGUUUUUCAAAUCACGUUUCACGACUCCGAUGUCACUUCUGCGAUGAUUUUGUGUCGGCCGAGUUGGUUUCUUCUUUCGUUGUUGAAUUUUGUGGGGGUUCAUCAAUCAAUUAUCACACAAUUGAAUUAUGGGAAAAAAAUGGAUAAUGAACCGUUGAUUGCCAAUGUGUUGUACUUCAAAGUUAAAUACAUCACGAGUGCACUUUUUUCGUGUAACUCGCUUGUAUGCUGAGCGACACACUUCCUCAUAUCUUUGAUUUGUAUUUUGUACCCCUAAAUUUCAUUUGUAUUGCAUUCAGUGAUUUUUUUGUUUUUUUUUUUUACCUUUUUUUUUCCUGCGUACCACGACUGGAAUAAACACAAUCGGCGCUUUUGCUUCAAUAAACAUUGACAAAGUUAUGAAUUGCACUUAUUUGAACGGGGGUCGAAGAUAUUGGCCCAAUAAAUGGACGACCAGCAGGUAAAACGCCAACCCUCGGUUUACGCUGUUGAAGAAGUUCCGCUCGGUGGGAAGUUGAGAGGCAUCCCCGCUGCCCGUUUUGUCCCUUGGGGGGAGGGCGGAAUCGAACGCUGAUGAUUGUGGCACUCCACAGAAUAUCACUUCAAAGUCUGUUAAUAAAAUGCUUCAGAAAAAUGA